This is a messenger RNA of Cimex lectularius (bed bug), 1026 nucleotides long. RefSeq names its product methyltransferase-like protein 6. Lineage: Eukaryota; Metazoa; Arthropoda; Insecta; Hemiptera; Cimicidae. The record is from RefSeq and is a predicted model, not a curated record. Bases 197 to 1003 code for a protein of 268 amino acids. The transcript is spliced from 6 exons.
AAGAAACAAGAAAAGGUUUAGGGUUAAAAUAUUUAAAAAGUUUUUGUAUUUAGUUUUUAUAUUGAAAACUCGCUUCAUAUUUUUAUCAUGAAAGAACAGUAAAGAAAAUCAAAUGAAAAUGAAAUAAAUAAAAGCUUGUGAAGAAGCAAUGGGCGGAAUUUUUUUGCUGUUUUAUGACAAAUAAUUUUAUUUAUAAAUGGAGUCGUCUGAGGUUUCAUUCGCUGAUACAAAAACACUCACAGACCAAGAAAAGAAAAUUCUUGAAAACCAGGAUUCGCGUAUAGUGAGUGACUUUGUCGCUAAAAAAAUCGAGGCAGAGGUUAAAAAGAAUUGGGAUCUAUUUUACAAAAGGAAUGAGACAAAGUUUUUUAAAGAUAGACACUGGACGACGCGAGAGUUCAUAGAGCUCUCAGGUCUAGUCCUGGACAAUGAAAGAAAGAUACUAUUAGAAGUCGGCUGUGGCGUGGGAAAUUUGAUCUAUCCUUUGAUCGAAGGCAGCAAGGGAAAUUUCAAGGUUUAUGCUUGCGAUAUUUCUCCAAGAGCUGUUAACUUUUUAAAAUCACACUCCAGCUAUGACCAAGAGAGAAUAGAAGCAUUUGAGGCUGAUAUUACAAUGCAAGGGUCUCUUGACACAGUGCCUGAAGUUGAUUUGGUCAGCCUCGUAUUCGUUUUAUCAGCCGUGCACCCAAACAAUUUCAUUCCAGUAGUGAAAAAUAUCUAUAAUAAGCUAAAACACGGAGGUACUCUUGUCUUUCGGGAUUAUGGACGUUAUGACAUGGCACAGCUCAGGUUCAAGCCGGGGAAGAAAAUAUCUGAGAAUCUUUAUAUGAGGCAGGAUGGAACAAGAUCAUACUUUUUUACAGUUGAAGAGCUCCGUGAUUUAUUUGAAAGUAAUGGCUUCAAGGAAGUCAUCAAUACUUAUGUGCAUCGCAGGACAAUCAAUGUGAAAGAGAAUGUGGAUGUGCCAAGGAUUUUUGUACAAGCCAAAUUUGUUAAAGUGUAAAAUAAAACUAAUUGUUACAAUUA